CCAGGGGCACGGGCAGCUGCUGCGGGCGGGGCCCUGUCCCCGUCCCUGUCGCUGUCCCCAGCGGGCCCAGUCCCGCCCAGCCAUGGCCGAGGAGCACGGGGAGCUGGAGGAGCGGAUCAUCAUCAAGGACCAGCACACCAAGGAGAUCGACCUGGUCAACAGAGACCCCAAGCACAUCAACGAGGACGUGGUGAAGGUGGAUUUUGAGGAUGUGAUAGCUGAGCCCGUGGGCACCUACAGCUUCGACGGCGUCUGGAAAAGCAGCUACACCACCUUCACCGUCAGCAAGUACUGGUGCUACCGGCUGCUCUCCGCCCUGCUGGGCAUCCCCCUGGCCGUCCUCUGGGGCUUCCUCUUCGCCCUCAUCUCCUUCUGCCACAUCUGGGCUGUGGUGCCCUGCAUCAAGAGCUACCUGAUCGAGAUCCAGUGUGUCAGCCGCAUCUACUCGCUGUGCAUCCACACCUUCUGUGACCCGCUCUUCGAGGCGCUCGCCAAGAUCUGCAGCAACAUCCGAGUUGCUGUCCAGAAGGAGACUUAGGUCCUGGCAGCUGCCCCAACACCCUCACACAGCCCCCUCUGUGCAGGCUGCCUGCCCUCGGGCACACGGACACCCCUGUCCAGUGAGGGACCCACACAUGGACACCCCAGGGAGGAACCUGCCCAAGGACACCCCUGUCCAAUGAGGAACCCAGACAUGGACAGCCCAGUGAGGGACCUGCCCAAGGACACCUGUCUCCAGUGAGGGGCCCGCACAGGGACCCUGUGGCACAGGAACCCGUGGCAGGACCCGCAGCAGAGCUGGCUCUCAGGGAUGCUCUCUGCUCACAGAGACAGGCCAGGCUGCUCCUUACUCCACCCAAAGCCAGAAGCCUCAGGAGAAGGAAGCCCAUCAUGGCGCAGGAAACAGCCCAGAGGUCUCUGUGCCCUGCAGGCCCCCAGAGCUCCUGUGAGGGACAGCAGCACCUCCUGGAGCACAGCCCUGGGCACAGCCCUGUCUGUCCAUGGGCUGUCUGUCCACAGGUGCUGGGCAAGCGCUGGGGCUGCAGAGCUGCUGCUGGCCCCUGCCCAAAGCCUGCCUGGCCCUGCAUCCCUUGGGGCUGGGCUGCUGCUGACAGAAACUCCCCCACAGGAGUUAUUGUUUGUGGCAAACAAUUGCUGUGGUGGGAGCUUCUGCAUUAAACCGCUGCACAAAGCUUUUAGGGAUAGAAUAGCUAAACCAAACGCUUUUCAUGCCUACUUGCAUUUCAGCCAAGCUGUGAGAGCCAGAGCAGUCCAUGCAUGACAUGUUGUGUCUGCUCCCAGAGCGUGAGCUGAUCCUGGGCCAGCUGCAAACCCGCCCCUGGCACUGCGAUGCUCAAUUAUGUAAUUAAUUGUAGAGCAUCGUCAAGUGCCGUGGGCAGGGUCCAGGGCAGGACAGCACGGUGGGAGCCAGCCCUGAGCAUGGCCAGGGGGACAGGGAGCCUUGGGGAACCCCAACCAAGAGACAAGCUGGGCUCUGAGCAAAGCCUAGCUUGGUUUCUCAGGCAAUCUCCAUGAGACACGCGUUCAGUCAGCUCCAGCCACACGGGGUGUGCAUCCCACAGGCCAAGGCUGUCCCUCUGCCCCGAUGGACUGGGAGAGCAGAGGAGGGAGCCUCUGCCAGGACCCUGCUGCUCUGGCUGCAGGGAGAGAGGAGCCAGGGGCGAGAGGUGCAGCUCAGAGCUGUUUCCUCCCCUGUACAGUCAAUAAACUGCUCAGUCCCUCUUCCACCGAGCUGCACUUUCACUUUGAGGCCCUUGAAUGCUCUUUUGGCUCCAGCCUUAAGUGCUUUGCUGAACCAGGGCCCAGGAGGUCUCCUUGUUCAGAGGCUGCUCUCAAUUGUCUCCAUGUGCGCCUUCCCCUUGGAUUCCAACAAAGACUUGGAGCCAAAGACUUCUCUAGUGCCACGCCAAGGACGAGAAAGAGCCAGGGUUUCUGCUGGAGCUCUUCCAAGGGCUUGGGAUUGUAUACUGCUGUUAUUCCAUAGCAAUGUGGUACCCAAGCUCCAGCAACAUCAGGGCCCAAGAAGGAUGGAGUAAUUAAA
Messenger RNA from Camarhynchus parvulus, 2062 nucleotides. It is a transcript of the gene CAV3, whose product is annotated as caveolin 3. Gene Ontology annotation, molecular function: transmembrane transporter binding; molecular adaptor activity; connexin binding. The transcript is spliced from 2 exons. Gene Ontology annotation, biological process: regulation of membrane depolarization during cardiac muscle cell action potential; caveola assembly. Lineage: Eukaryota; Metazoa; Chordata; Aves; Passeriformes; Thraupidae. The record is from RefSeq and is a predicted model, not a curated record. Gene Ontology annotation, cellular component: caveola. Bases 83 to 538 code for a protein of 151 amino acids.